This is a messenger RNA of Syngnathus typhle (broad-nosed pipefish), 4196 nucleotides long. RefSeq names its product cyclin dependent kinase like 5 (gene cdkl5). NCBI's taxonomy places the organism in Eukaryota, Metazoa, Chordata, Actinopteri, Syngnathiformes, Syngnathidae. Gene Ontology annotation, molecular function: protein kinase activity; ATP binding. The record is from RefSeq and is a predicted model, not a curated record. The transcript is spliced from 20 exons. Gene Ontology annotation, biological process: positive regulation of axon extension; regulation of dendrite development; protein phosphorylation. The coding region runs from base 4 to 3405 and encodes 1133 amino acids. Gene Ontology annotation, cellular component: dendrite cytoplasm; nucleus.
GUGAUGAAUAAGUUUGAAGUCCUUGGCAUUGUGGGUGAAGGCGCAUAUGGGGUGGUGCUCAAAUGCAGACAUAAGGAAACCAACGAGCUGGUGGCUAUCAAGAAGUUCAAAGACAGCGAAGAAAAUGAGGAGGUUAAGGAGACGACCCUUCGGGAGCUGAAGAUGCUUCGCACGCUGAAGCAGGACAACAUCGUUGAGCUGAAGGAAGCCUUUCGACGCAGGGGGAAGCUCUACCUUGUUUUUGAAUACGUUGAAAGGAACAUGCUGGAGCUGUUGGAGGAACUUCCAAAUGGUGCCGCGCCAGAUAAAGUCCGAAGCUACAUCUACCAGCUUAUCAAAGCCAUCAACUGGUGUCAUAAGAACGAGAUCGUGCACAGAGAUAUCAAACCAGAGAACCUGCUCAUCAGCUCCGAGGAUGUCCUCAAGCUCUGUGACUUUGGUUUUGCACGCAACCUGUCUGAAGGAACCGAUGCCAACUACACUGAGUAUGUGGCCACAAGAUGGUACCGCUCACCCGAACUGCUGCUUGGGGCUCCUUAUGGCAAGGCGGUGGACAUGUGGUCAGUGGGGUGCAUCCUCGGGGAGCUGAGCGACGGGCAGCCCUUGUUUCCCGGGGAAAGCGAGAUUGAUCAGCUAUUCACUAUUCAGAAGGUCCUUGGGCCACUUCCUGCUGAGCAGAUGAAACUGUUCUACAACAACCCUCGCUUUCACGGAAUCAGGUUUCCCUCAGUUACUCAUCCUCAGACACUGGAGAGAAGGUACCAAGGCAUUUUAAGCGGUUUGAUGUUGGAUCUUAUGAAGAACCUGCUGCUUCUCAACCCGACUGAGCGCUAUCUGACUGAGCAGAGUCUGAAUCAUCCAGCCUUCCAGCCUCUGAGGCAGGUGGAGCGAGAGAGGCCUUCGCCUUCCUCGCCCAACCCACCACGUUCCUCCAAGAGGAAAACACACCAUCAUGGAGAAAACACGGUCCCGACAAGGAGUCACACCAAGAGCUCAAGCCAGCGUCGCUCCAACAGCAAAGAAUGUUCAAGUCUCCCACGUCAUGGUGAGCUCCAUCACCUUGGCAACGAGAAUUUCUUCAACGGUAACAAACCCCCGUCGAGUUUAAGUCCGACACUUCACCCCAAGAGUCAGUAUCUGUCCCAGACCCUCAACCGCUCUGCCUCGUCCAGCAAAGAUCUGGCCAAUAACAACCUGCCGCACCUCCUCAGCCCCAAAGAAGUCAAAAACAAAUCGGAAUUUGAUUUCAAUUUGGGACCCUCGCCCAAGUUGCCAGAACAAGGACACGGUGCAAAGUACAGCCUCAGCAAGUCCAGCGGUUCCUCUCGCUCGCAGCAGCAGCAGCAGCAACAGCAGCAGCAGCAAGGUGGACGUCACACCUUCCUGGAAAGCAAGACCAACACCUUACAGUCAGCAGGAGACAAACAACACGGGAGACACACCCACAGCGUGGCCGACUCAACCCACGGAUCCAUGUCGUCUUCUUCCAAAAGCUCCACCUCCUAUCUCAGCCUGUCCAAGAGCCACAACACUCUGAGCGAUGCCAAAUCUGUAGGAAACCUCAGCGACGGUCGACUUCACCCUGAUGACCCAAAUCCUAACACGAUCGCAGCGGUGGGACCCAGCGCCCGUUUCUUCCCUGCCAGCUGUCUGGACCUCAAUACCCCUGCAGGGGCCCCCGUGCCACCUGGCAGCCCCUCGGCACGACACAGCGAUCGCCCGGGGCACAGCCCCGCAUCCCGUAGCAGCACCAACGUCCGGAUGGAGAGCAGCACGCUCGACUCCUCCUCCAGACACAAGUCCAGACAUAAAUCUUUGGCUCCAGAGGAGGCCAAGGCUCCAGAGCUCUUAGACCCUGGGGGUGCAGGGAUGCCCUCCACCCACACGCUACCCUCCCCACACGAUUCCUACCAUUAUGGCCUGGGUUACUCGUCGCCCUUCUCCUCUCAGCAACGGCCUCAACGCCACUCCAUGUACGUAAGGAGAGAGCGCCACCGACCUCAUGGCGGAGAAGCUGGGAUGGUGGGCUUGCCCCCUCCGGGGCAGGCUAUUCCAACACGAGCUUCUAGUCUCCAGCUUCUUUCCCCGCAACUUCAGCACAGGACCACGCUUAGUGGGCACUCGGUGAGCUCUUCCAGGGAAGACUGCACGGACGGCAUGAGCAGGAGCGAGCCGUCCCCUAAAGACAUGAGCCACCCAUGUGCCCCUGUCAAAGAUUCAACUAGGGACAACACUGCCACUUUUCAUACUCAGCGACCGCCUAAGAAUGAGGUCGGUAUGUAUCACGACGCUCAUGGAGAGGAUGGAGCGUCUUCCAAGGAGAACCGGAUGAUCUUCACUGAGUCCAUGCCCCGAAGAGUUGGUAGCUUUUACAGAGUGCCGUCGCCAAGACCAGAUAACUCCUCGUCUUUCCACGAAGGUGUUGGGCAGGGUCGAGGACCAAUCGUACCCGUUGUCCCUGGCAACCCUGUUACCAUGGUCAACCACUCCAAACGCCAGACUGCCUUUGACUGGAGCGCAGCGGAAGCAAUGGUGAUGAAUCCUCCAGAGCCUGCCAAAGAGAAAGAAAAACAAGGCUUCUUCAGAUCCAUUAAAAAGAAAAAGAAGAAGACACAAGGAGCAGACAUGGCGGACGGGAGGAACCCCAGUAUCAGGAAAAGCCUCUUCCCACUCUUCAGCUCCAAGAACAGCCUAAAGCACAACUCAGCUGUCAAAGUCCUUCCUGUGGUGCCCUCGCCUAUGCUACAACAGCAGCCUCCUCCGCCGCCAUAUCCUGCCACAACAGGAACUGGGAAUGCACAAGAGCAUCUGUCCUUGCAGAGGGGCUCUAAAUCAUCCUCUCGCCACGGAAGCCGUCGGAAAAACCGAGAGCAUUCCCGAGACAGAGAACGGGAGCAGAGCAGAGACCGCGAUCGAGACAGAGAACGAGAAAGAGGAAGAGAGAGAGUGAACGAAUGGCCGACAGAAAAAGCGAUUGACUCACAUUCUCAGAGCCAAACGCUGAAGUCCCUUCGCAGGCUUCUCCACCUCUCCCCUUCUCCAAACCAGGGCCAGCCCCCUCCUCCUCCUCCUCCUGCCCCCACAGACCUGCGCUUCCAGCCCCCUCUGCCCAACCCCCCUCAGCCCUCCUCCAAAGCGGUCUACGCCGAGGGCCGGGGGCACGCCGAGAGCCGGGGUCACUCCGGAGCGAGUGGCUCGUCUCAGGCCAAGAACCGAAAGGCCAGCUACCCGCUGCCGGGCCAGCUGGAGUCCGCCUGGCACGUGUCGGCGCUGCAGCGGGCCGAGGGCGUGCAGUUCACGGCCGAACAGUUGGGCAUCAAACCGGGGCAAAACGGACCCACCUUUACCCGUGCCUCUCGCACCAGAAUGCCAAACCUCAAUGACCUGAAGGAGACGGCGCUCUAAACGCCCAACUCAAGCCGUACCGCCUCUGCUACGGCUCAUCGUGGACGCAGCUGCUGGAUCGAGGAGGGCGCCGCCCGACUUUAGUUACAGUUUAAGUGAAAACGUCUUGCGCUCCUCUGGCACGAUGGGCCCGGACAAGGAUCGAAUGCAGACACACAACUCGUCAACGUGAACUUGCACCCCAAUGGAAAGCCCUUUGAGCAUUUAUACCCAGUUUAGGGUCUCGGUCUAGGCUCUAGAACUCUUUUUGUCUUGAAAAUUAAUUUAGCACAUUAUAACUAAUAUUUUCUUCCACAACUAGUGCCAUUUUGGCCUACAAUCAAACCAUACUACUAAACAACCGUGCUGCACUGUUAACUAGUUAAGUCAAACUGAACUAGUUAAUCUCCAUGCACUCCUUUUACUACUAAUGAAGCACUCGAUGGUAACUGGUAGAAUCGUCACUAGUAGCAGUUUUGCUUCAAUAGUAACAUGUUGUCUAACAAGCUGUCCUACCAGUGAGCGUAUGUUUGUACAUGGGUCAGUACUUUACUCGAAAGGUUUAAUUGCAUACUAGCUUAAAAUAGCCCUAGUUGUGGAACAAGUCAUUCUACUGAAUUGGCUGGGUAAUGCAGACAAAGAGUGUUCUAGUACAGAGACCUGACACCGGAUGAGAAUUUGAUGGACUAAAUGGCGAAACAAAACUUUUCCAUUGGCCUGCCCCUGUCAGGGCUGUUCUUCGGUCUUGAGGAUUAGAAACUGCCUCUGCUCCCAUCCUCUGGUCACAGAACACAACUGCAGCACACCCGCUU